Molecule: messenger RNA, 3407 nt
Organism: Camellia sinensis
Lineage: Eukaryota; Viridiplantae; Streptophyta; Magnoliopsida; Ericales; Theaceae
Source: RefSeq, a predicted model, not a curated record
CUCUCUCUCUCUCUCUCUCUCUCUCUCCCUCUCUCUGUCUCUCUCUCCAUGCUGUAUCUGUGUGCCUGUAGUUGUUUAGAGGAUCUUCAGUUAUAGUAACAAAAAUCUGUUCUUUUUUGUUUUUGUUUUUGUUUUUUUUUAAUUUUUAAUUUUUAAUUUUUAAUUUUUUGGGUUUUGGGUAUUUGUUAAUCUUGUUCAUCUUCAGAGGUUAAGAGAGCAGAAGAAGAAGAAGAAGAAGAAGAAGAAUAAGAAGAAGAAACCAUUGGAUUAGAAUCUGACAUUAUUGUAUUAUUUGUCUUUUGUUUGGGUGUUAGAUUGAACGACAUGUCACAGACCAACUGGGAAGCUGAUAAAAUGCUUGAUGUGUAUAUCCAUGAUUACUUAGUAAAGAGGGAUCUGAAGGCUUCUGCGCAGGCUUUUCAAGCUGAAGGGAAAGUAUCCUCAGAUCCCGUUGCUAUCGAUGCUCCUGGUGGUUUUCUCUUCGAAUGGUGGUCAGUGUUUUGGGACAUAUUUAUUGCUAGGACGAAUGAGAAGCACUCAGACAUUGCUGCAUCUUACAUUGAGACUCAGUUAAUUAAAGCUAGGGAGCAACAGCAACAGCAGCAACAACAGCAACCUCAACAACAACAACAACAUCCGCAGCAGCAACUGCAGAUGCAGCAGCUCUUAUUGCAGAGGCAUGCUCAACAGGCACAGCAACAACAGCAACAACAACAGCAACAGCAGCAGCAGCAGCAGCAACAGCAGGCACAGCAGCAGCAGCAGCAGCAACAACAACAACAACAACAGCAGCAGCAGCAGCAGCAACAACAGCAACAGCAACAACAGGCACAACAACAGCAGCAACGACGAGAUGGGGCCCACCUCCUAAAUGGUACCGCUAAUGGGCUCGUCGGCAACGAUCCUCUUAUGAGACAAAACCCCGGAACAGCUAAUGCUCUGGCGACAAAGAUGUACGAGGAAAGAUUAAAAUUGCCACAGAGGGAUCCUUUAGAUGAUGCUGCUAUGAAGCAAAGGUUUGGUGAGAAUAUGGGCCAGCUUUUGGAUCCGAACCAUGCUUCAAUAUUGAAGUCUGCUGCUGCAGCUGGCCAGGCUUCAGGGCAAGUGCUGCAUGGUGCAGCGGGUGCUAUGUCUCCGCAAAUUCAAUCUCGGAACCCGCAACUUCCUGGCUCUACACCAGACAUAAAGACCGAGAUGAAUCCAGUAUUGAACCCCAGAGCUGCUGGUCCUGAAGGCUCUUUAAUUGGAAUUCCUGGAUCAAACCAAGGUGGCAACAAUUUGACUUUGAAAGGAUGGCCUCUCACAGGUCUGGAUCAACUUCGCUCUGGGCUUCUCCAGCAACAGAAAUCAUUUAUGCAGGGUCCUCACCCUUUUAAUCAACUCCAGAUGCUGACACCACAGCACCAGCAACAGCUUAUGCUUGCACAGCAAAAUUUGACAUCACCAUCUGCCAAUGAUGUGGAUAGCAGAAGGUUGAGAAUGCUUCUGAGUAGUCGAAGCAUGAAUGGGAAGGAUGGGCUUGCUAAUUCUGUUGGUGAUAUAGUUCCAAAUGUUGGAUCACCUCUACAAGCUGGUUGUGCUGUUUUGUCUCGUGGAGAUCCAGAUAUGAUAAUGAAGUUAAAAGUGGCUCAGAUGCAGCAGCAACAACAGCAGCAGCAGCAACAACAGAACAGCAAUCAACAACAGCAGCAGCUUCAGCAGCAUGCUCUUUCUGGCCAACAAUCUCAGAGCUCAAACCACAAUCUCCAUCAACAGGAUAAAAUUGUGGGUGCUGGCAGCGUCACUGCUGAUGGUAGCAUGUCAAACUCCUUUCGAGGAAAUGAUCAGGCUUCUAAAAAUCAGACUGGGAGAAAGAGAAAGCAGCCUGUGUCAUCUUCAGGUCCGGCCAAUAGCUCAGGAACAGCAAACACAGCGGGACCCUCCCCAAGUUCAGCACCAUCAACACCAUCAACUCAUACACCUGGAGAUGUAAUCUCAAUGCCUGCGUUGCCACAUGGUGGUAGUUCUUCAAAACCUUUGAUGAUGUUUGGCACUGAUGGUGGUGGCACUCUUACAUCUCCGUCAAAUCAAUUGUGGGAUGACAAAGAUAUUGUGCAGGCUGAUAUUGAUCGUUUCGUGGAGGAUGCAUCUCUUGAUGAUAAUGUUGAGUCUUUUUUAUCUCAUGAGGAUACAGACCCCAGAGAUACAGUUGGUCGUUGUAUGGAUGUUAGCAAAGGGUUCACAUUUACGGAAAUCAAUUCAGUUCGAGCUAGUACAAACAAAGUUGUGUGUUGCCACUUCUCAUCAGAUGGAAAACUGCUUGCAAGUGGUGGCCAUGACAAAAAGGCUGUAUUGUGGUAUACGGAUUCCUUAAAGGCAAAAAGUACACUUGAAGAACAUUCUUCGUUAAUUACUGAUGUCCGUUUCAGCCCCAGCAUAGCACGUCUUGCAACAUCUUCUUUUGACAAAACUGUGAGGGUUUGGGAUGCUGACAAUCCUGGCUAUUCACUUCGUACUUUUACUGGACAUUCGGCUUCUGUUAUGUCUCUGGACUUCCAUCCAAAUAAAGAUGACCUAAUCUGUUCUUGUGAUGGGGAUGGUGAGAUACGAUACUGGAGUAUAAACAAUGGUAGUUGUGCUCGAGUUUUGAAGGGUGGCACAGCUCAGAUGAGAUUUCAACCCCGUCUGGGAAGAUAUCUUGCUGCAGCUGCUGAGAAUCUUGUGUCCAUACUUGAUGUGGAGACUCAAGCUUGUCGGCAUUCAUUACAGGGGCAUACGAAACCUAUUCAUUCUGUUUGUUGGGAUCCUUCUGGAGAAUAUCUAGCAUCUGUCAGCGAGGACUCGGUUAGGGUUUGGACUCUUGGAACGGGGAGUGAAGGGGAAUGUGUUCAUGAGUUGAGUUGUAAUGGCAACAAAUUCCAUUCCUGUGUUUUCCAUCCCACAUAUUCUUCAUUGUUGGUCAUUGGCUGUUACCAGGUAAGCCAUAGUCUUGAGCUUUGGAACAUGAGUGAAAACAAGACGAUGACUCUUCAAGCGCAUGAUGGCCUGAUUGCUGGCUUGGCUGUAUCGACAGUGACAGGUUUGGUUGCCUCGGCUAGCCAUGACAAGAUUGUUAAGCUCUGGAAGUGAUGUCAUUAUUAAUUCCGCCAAUCAAUCCCCAUUAAAAAUCCGUUUUUAUGUUAUUUUUUUUAUUUUUAUUUUUUCCCCCUAUCAAAAUGCUUGUAGUCUUUGUCGGUCUUGAUAGAGCCAUCUUCAUUUUUUGUUGUUAUGAACCCCGGAACUAAGAUACUAACCUCUAUUACUGUUGCUGCUGUUUUGUUAUUGCGGUUAAUAUGAAAGAUCUGAUAUUUGGUGGACUUUAUGUAAUAUUAUGUACUCUUAUGAAAAGGACAUUUUCGGGACUGCCAAACUUUACCCGGCGUCAUUAA